GUUCGGAUUCAGUUUCAGAAAGGGAGACGAUGGCAAGCAUGUUGUGGAACAACUGACCGUGAUCACUGCAAGCGGCACGGCAUGAGAGGACACUGUGGGCGUUUACGACGUGUGAAUAGAUGUGUUCUGAUGGAAGAAACCCGACGAAUCGAUGGGAUUUGAUACGUGAAGCAUGAAGGCAUCUGGAUGUCAAGUUCCAGGCAGUGGAUGCGCGCUGGCUCCAGACGACAGGAUGAACUGAGACGUUGCGCGCAAGAGGCUGCCACGGGCGAGCGUCAGGUCUGACCUCUUUGGAAACCAUUUCUGGGACAAACAACUUGAGGAUGUAUCAAUGAAGUAUGUGACUGCGUCUGACUCUCUCCAAACGGGGUGGAUGAAGCCCUCGGCGGUGUCAUGCGUCUUGCCCCGCAGCCAAGCGCGCAACCCUUGCGGCUCAUAGUUCUGUUCCUCCUCGCCACGGGGGUGAACACAUCCCCGGUGCUGGCUUCAGGCUGCCCGGACAGGUGUGUGUGUGAUGACCAGCUGGUGGUUCAGUGCGCCGGGCAGCACCUGACCACCUUCCCGGUCAACCUGCCGCUGGCCACGCGGCAGCUCAUCAUCUCCAACAACCGCAUCGUGGAGCUGCCGCCGCUCGCGCUCAACUACCUCUCCGACCUGGUGUACCUGGACUGCAGCAACAACUCCCUGACGGAGAUAUCCGAGUCCACCUUUGGGAAUCUGCGGAAGCUAGCCUACCUGGACCUCUCCUUCAACACGUUGAGCCGGAUCGAGGACAGGACGUUCGGCCCCUUGGCGAGCCUGGUGAUGCUGAGGAUGACCGACAACCCGGGACUCUCGGAGAUCCACCAGGACGCGUUUGUGGAAAACGCUGCCCUGCAGGUGCUGGAUGUGAGUCGGAACAACCUGACGGUCCUAAACAUCACCUCCCUGAUCGCGCUGCCCUCCCUGCGCUCCGUGGGGCUCAGUGGGAACCCGUGGAGCUGCGAGUGCGACAACGAGGAUCUGUGCCUGUGGGUCCACCUGGAGGGCUUCAAGUUCCAAGAUGAGGGCCAGACGGUGUGUGGCUCACCGGCAGACAUGCAGGGCCGCCGUCUGGGUGAGGUGGGCAUCCAGCUACGGACGUUAUGUCACCAGACUCUGGGCUCCUGGGACUACCUGUUCUUUGUCGUCAUCGGCUUUGUCAUCUUUGCUGCAGGCACCGUGUCGGCAUGGGUGAUGGGCGUCAUUAUGGUGCUCUAUGAGCGCUACAUCAAGAAGAAGGACGAACAGCUGGAUGUGGACGACGAGGAGGAGGCCACUGAGACGGGUCAUAGCUCCCGGGCAAGGAAUGACCAUGGCAACGGGAAUUUGAAAACGUCACACACUGUUUAAUAGAUUUAAUCCCACUCUGCCCGCCAUGGAUUCCCACAGUGCCUCCUGUCAACUUCCAGGACUGUCUGAGAGUCAUAAUGAGUCAAUUUAACAGGCUCAGCUCUGAAAGAGAAGAGAGAGGAUUCAACAGAAUUGAGGAUUUUCAUUGUUCACAUUAGCAGUGUGCUUUUAGGUGAUGUAACACACUCUGUCGCUGCCAUUGUGGAGGUCUGCAGCCCUUGCGUAUUACUGACCAUGUAUGCAAAUGUAUGACUUUGCUAUAUGUUUUAUUACCUUGUAAUAUUUGGCUGGGAUGUGGUCAUAGCGGCAAACAAUGGAGUGUUUAUCUGCCAAGCUAGUUGUCUUGUUAGCAGCUUGCUGGUCUGACUGUAACAAGACAUUUUAGGAGGGUAAUUAGCAUGAUAUGAGCACAUGCUAAUUUUGGGAACCUGUAUCAAUGGUUACAAUUACCAGCAUAACAUGCAGUGUCACAUUUUGGGAAUUUUGAAACCACUCUAAUAUAUGUCCCCUGAAUAUCAAUCUAUAGCCAGAGACCAGUCGCUUUAUAUAAAACCUGGACAUGGAAAGCAGCUUGCCUGGUUUGGUUGAAAGCAUGGAUUUAACAAUUAAAAUCUGGAGACACCUGUGGAGGCGGAGCCACAAAAGCUUGAUUUCAUAGGUACACAAUUACCCAGAUCCUCCCAUGCUGUUGGACCCACAGAGCACCACCUAACUUCCGAUUUAGCACCUGGCUAACAUAAAUGGGAACAGAACCAUUUAAUUGUGUGGCUCUUCUAGAAUUUCCAAAUGUUAUUGCACUAAAUGGCUCACAUAAUGACAGUGAAAUCUUUUCAUGAGGGUUUUCACACUCAGAAAUGUUGUCAGUGGUUUCUAGCAGCUGCUUUCGCAGUGCACGCUUAUGGGAGAAGUCUUUUUUGCCCCGGUGUGUCACGAGUGUCAUUGUAACUACAUGGGUUGGCCACCAGGAAAGUUUACUUCAAGGCCCGGUGCUCUUACUGGGGCUAGAUUGAAAAUGAGCAAAUCUGCCCACCAGCACCUCUAGAGUUGAUUUAUUAACAUGUUUAUGUUUGUUCUGUCACCUGGGAACUGUUCCAGCUAAAAACAAGACAGGAAUACAACCCCCCUAAUACAUCCGUACAUUGGCAUUUUUGCAUUUUAGUGCUUGUGCGAAUUAAAUAAACAAGAUAAUUGUUAUUUUGUGAAAUAUAGAGGUGCUGGUUGGUGGAUUUUUUUUACCUUUGGACAGAGCCAAGCUAGUUGUUGUCCUGUUUGCAGUAUUUAUGCUAAGCCAAAGGCCUGCUGGCUGUCGAUAUAUAUUCAGUUACAUGAGUGGUAUCAUUCAAAUUUUGGCAAGAAAGCGAAUAAGAUAAGGCUGUAUCUCAGAACAAACUAUUCCUUCAACCACAAUCUGGCUCCGGCGAGGGGACAGCAGUUCUCAUUAAAGACCAUCGAACAGCUUGAGCUGGGGUAAACCGCUUGUUUUUCAAAGAAAUCGCCCGUAGCUAAAACAUUUAAUGACAUUAUCUUUCGCAUCAUGCAUAAUGCCUGUUUGUUGACACACUAAUUUGAGCCUUAGCCUCUACAUCCAGAAGAACACCACUGUUACCUUUUGUUAGUCCAGUGCAGAUAUUAGCUCAAAGUCAAAAACGAAGGCUGUUUCAUCAUUAAACCAAAAAUAUUCAUGGCACGUUAUUCAGUUUGUUUGCACCUCCGGUGUUACAACUUGGAUAGAUACGCCUACUGCUCAUUAAUAUGACAAUCUGUUUUGAGACCUGAGUUUAAUAGCAUUGUUUGCACACACAAGAUUCCCCGGUGGACCUCCAUGAUGGCAACAAACACAGCAGGAUAAUGGUGACUCAGCUUCAAAGCCUCCAUGUGAUAUUUGGCGUGUGGUCAUUCUCCUCAUAGGUACUGCGUCGACAUAGUGCAUUCAUGCCAGUGUAGGUGAAUACACUGCGUGCUCGUGCAUGUACACAUCAGUGUACCAUGUAGCUGUGUGUCUGUGUGAUCGAGCUUCAGCGGACGCGAGCGUGCACGGUCCAGCGGUGUGUGUUUUUGCGCUGAUAGUUAAUUCCCCUCAUCUGUUAGCCCAGAAUCAUUCUGCAGCCGAGGUUUUUUGUGUCGACGGACUAUUUGUGAAGUUAAGGUUGUGCCAACUGCUGAGGUCCGUUUUGGCAGCGGGCCCUGCAGGGUGGCAAGUAAACAGGAGGGUGUGAUGACUGAUUUCUACAUCAUCCUCUCUUUGUUGGGUAACUGUACCUGUCUGUGUCUGCAUGCACUCCUGAUGUACCGAAAAAGCCUUAUGAGGUGCGUACAAGCUUGGUGGCGAAGGAAACAGCUGACAAAAUAUCCUCAAUAUAACGAUUUGAGAUUCUUUCUUUGUAAAAUCCAUCCUCCUAAUUUUUAGUAAGUUAGUGAAUCACACUUUUUUUUUUUUACACCUUGAAUAGAAUGAAUUUACAAUGGAUUUACUCCAGCCCUGGUGUUUAAUUAAUCCAGUUUUACAGCAAUAAGACGGCUAAUGCUAUCAGACAAGUCAGAAUCAUUUUGGCUGACUGCAGUAAACAACAACAGCUGCUUUGCAUGUGUUUUUUUCUUAACAUCCUCCACCAUGUCAGCUCAUACUUAUCAGUACAUAUAUAUAUAUGUAUACCUAUCUGGCUGUACCACUU
Acanthopagrus latus (yellowfin seabream) is the source of this 4043-nucleotide messenger RNA. RefSeq names its product leucine-rich repeat-containing protein 52-like. Gene Ontology annotation, cellular component: voltage-gated potassium channel complex. Bases 394 to 1371 code for a protein of 325 amino acids. The record is from RefSeq and is a predicted model, not a curated record. The transcript is spliced from 2 exons. NCBI's taxonomy places the organism in Eukaryota, Metazoa, Chordata, Actinopteri, Spariformes, Sparidae. Gene Ontology annotation, molecular function: transmembrane transporter binding; potassium channel activator activity; voltage-gated potassium channel activity.